AUGGGCACCAUGGCUGAGCAUCGAGAUCGAGAUGAUGGCGUGAUGAGCGGCGUGUGGGGUGUGCUGCGCAACGCGGCAGAUGAAGCGGUUCUUUUACCUUGUCUUGCCAGCCGUUUCCUUGGGUCGUGCGUGAGAGAAUUCAAAGUGAAGGCAAAAGCUUUACAAGCUAGCGCACCGAGACUGACGGCUCCUCCUUCUCACCAACCAGGUAUCUCCAUAUCAGAACUCUUUGAGCUGCUGGGCGACGCUAUCAAGAAUGACGAGGGCGCCAAAACUGAGAUAUGGGCGGGUUUGGUCACGAGACACGAUGUGAUCGAGGUCGGUAAGCAGUUGCCUCUGAAUCAGUCGCCGCUGAGGCUGGUGGCGGUGGAUUUUCUGCUGGAGUAUGGGUUAGGCGGAACGAAGAUACGGCUGCAGGGGGAGAAGGUGCCGGCUGAGGAGCAGGUGCCGGUUGAGGAGCAUGUACUACCAGUCAAGGGGAAUGCACCUGCGGAGGAGAAUACGCCUGUGGAGGAGAAUACGCCUGUGGAGGAGAAUGCGCCCGGGGAGGAGAAGGAAGCUGCCGAGGAGGGCGAGACUAUCCAAGAAAGUGUCGCUGCUGCUGCCCAGGAACAAGUCACGUCGACGAACAACGAGUGCGGAGACGUGCCUGAACAGCAACUGGUCACUUCAAUCGAGUCGGACAUACCACAAGAAACUGCAGAGAGCCAGACACCUCGAGACACGCAGACCUUGAGAUCACGGCAGGUACGCAGACAGCCGCAGACGUCGCCCGGUGCUACCCCAAAGCGCAGAGGACGACCUCCCCGACGAAGUAUCUACGAUCAGCUUGUCCAGCAGGGAGAGAAAGAGCUCGCACCAGCUUCUACUCCUCUGCCUCACGACUAUGUAGCAGGAGACCCGGGAGUCUACAUCGACCCACCCGGGUCAGAGCUCCCGGCUGAAGCUCGGAAGAGUGGCGAAGGCUCAUGUAUCGCCGUCUUCAAGUCUGCAGCUCUGAAGGACCCCCAACGUCUAGAGAAUGGGAAGGGCUCAUGGAAAUCACACAUCAUGUUGGCUGUUGCCAAGGCAAAGCUGGCUCUCGAGGACAAGGUCGCUGCGAAUUACACCGCGGCCGGCCGGCUCAAAAAGCCUGGAAGACCAAGAAACGAUGCUACGCAAAAGCGCAAGAGAAAUCAUCGUGGUGACCCUGGCGAAGAUGGUGAGCUGUCAGAUAAGGAACAAGAUCCGAAAGAGAAUUCUGGGAAGCCCCCAGCCGGACCACCUCCCUCACCGGAGACCGCACAUGCCGUCGCAGAAGAACAUGGCAACCAGCUCGCGUCAGAGAUUCCGCCCCCAUCACCUGCUCUCGAGAUGCCUGGCCCCAAGAAGCGCCAGAAGGGAGCCAAUGGACAACCAUCAGUCCGCCGGGCCCCUGUGCCGGCUAGUUCUAAUCCUUGGGACUUGCCUACAACUCGGAACAAGGGGGAGAACGACAAGUCAGUGGAGGUAGACGAGCACGACGCCAUGCUGAGAGGGCAAAGUUAUCCAUAUGGCGCACAAGCCAUGCAAGAAGCAACCGCUGCUGCAGCUCCUAUCAUAUUACCGCAGCCAGAAACUCAGACCCAUGGACCUCCUGAAUCAGCCUCGCGACCUGUCAAUCCAAAUGAUACCUCCGUAUCGUCUUCCCAGCCAGAUGCGAAUCAGACCUCCGGCCAUCCAUUCCGUUCUGAGUCGCCAGCCGGGAGCUACAGAAGCAUCUACGGCUCCCAGGAGCCACAAAGCCCUGUAAUGUCCGCACUUGGGAUGGGUCCCAGACGCCCGAGUUUCCCCACAUCCUUUUUCCAACGCUCCCAAACGCCGACGGCUCUCCAACCCUUCCCGUCAACAGAUUCUCCUGCCAACCCCCUUAGUAUGUAUGGGGCUGGAAACUUCUCGGCCCUGUCUGGUUUUGGUAGAAUGCAAAUCGGAACCAUGCAGGCCCUUACAGGCGCCAAGCCAACUGGCCUACUCUCGCCCUCUGUAUUUCCAAACACCUCGUCGACCGCUUUACCCGGCAAUGCACAGCAUCAUGAUGAUCCGCAGACGACGCCAUCGGGAUAUACAAACCAGUCUGUUCCGCCUCGGCCAAUAUCGCCAUCUACGGACUCGGCGACAACUGAAGUGCUUCCCACUCAAAAGCCGAUUUCCCAAACACUCUCCUCCAACGAGUCUCAGAUUUCCGGUCCUUCUAAGGAAAUUUCUGGUCUUCCACAACCCGCAGAUACUUCAGUUCCAUCGGUGUCUGAAGCUCGUGGCGGUCUACGAGGCAAUGGUCGUGGUCGCGGUAAGACUCGGGGUGGAGGUCAGCGCAGAGGUCGUAGUGGGAAGUUGAGCAAAGAGCAGCCCGGUGAACAUGCCUCUUCACAGCCAACUCAAACUCCUUCUGGUUCCAUGCAGGAUGCCACUACUACUGAAACGUCCCCGCUUCCGACUUCGGAUAGCAUCAUUGAACCACACAAUUCUCUGGGGGGAGCUCGUGGUAAAGGUAGAGCUAGAGGUCGCGGUGCCGCCCGAGGAAGAGCUCGCGGAGGGUCUCGAGGUGGAUCGAGCGUUCCAAGCAUGAGCUUAAAUGAUCCGCCACCGCCGCUGGGUACCGUUACAGCUGUCGAGCAACCUUCAGCGGCUCUGGAAAUCCCACAGGCUCUCUUGACCAAUGUACCAACGGUUGCUAAGCAAUUGCCAGGUACUACAGUACUUGGUAUCCAAGCGGCAUCUCCUAUGCUCGAGGAGUCUGCUGAAAUUGCUCCGGAUGCUGCUGAGCCUCAUGAUCGCUCCGUCCGUCAACAAAACAAGGUACCAACAACCUACAAUACCGAGGUUCUUACUGGCACAACGGUCCACACCCCACACAGAGAUGUAAAGGAUGCUAAAAAAGCCACCAAGAAGCCGCGUGUGCAAUCUCAAGCAUCACUUGGGAUCCAGCAAUUUUCAGAACCAGCUGAUACAUCGACUGCUACUGAAUCUAACGUUCCUACGGCUACAGACACGUCGAUUGCAGUAGAAAGUCGGGCCGGACCUCAGUCACUACCCAAACCUCUCCAAGAACAAGAAUCAACAGCUGGUGGCCCGACGACGGUUGCUCCUUUUAUUCCUCAGGUCAAUAACACGCUGAGUCAAGUGGUUAAUCCCACGGCUGUACCUGUUGUACUCAAGGGGUCAUGUGGAACUCCUGAGACUGCCGCAUCCCAUCACUCAGCAGCGGCUGGGCAAUCGGCCGAUAUCUCAAUGAUCGAAUCCUCUACCAUCCUUCCCGUUACAAAUACACCGACCUUUGUGGUAAAUGUUGAAGUUCUAUCGCCCGUGCAGUCAGAUGAAGCUGCUCUCCAGCGCCGUCAAGAACUGGACGAAUCAGCUGACGUCUUGAUGGUCGAAAAUCCUGUUCAUCCCCUCGAGACAGACACAUUGGAUUCAUCAGACACUCAAAUUGGAUCUCGGGCGCCAAUGCAGACUGAUGGUUCUGUUGUGCAGCCAGCAAAUCUGGUGGCAAUUGAGAAUGGAAUUCCGCAGGCACCUGCAAUUCAAGCCGAGCAAGCUCCGGUCGACCCCGACAAAUCUAAGAAGAGAAAGCUUUCGGAAGUGGCAGAUGACAACUCCAAUCAAGAGCCCCCUCAGAAGAAACCUGUCUCGAAGAUAGCAUUGAGGAAAAUCGAGACGGCUAAACUGCAAGCCGACAUCUCGGAGGCCGAGGCUGUCGAAAUACGAAACUGCACAGCUCGAUUUUCAUGCUCGUACGAGGAAAAGAUCGGCAAUCUGCUCCUCUCAAACGAUCAGAAGAUAGUGGAAUUCUUCUCCUUGGAUCAGCACCCCCCGCAAAUGUCUAUUUUGAGUCUGCGAGUCUCUAAACUCAUCGGGAACCCAGUCGUUUCCAUGAAGGGAUCAUACCCCAUGGGCCUUCACCUCAAGGUUCUGCGCGAUGAUAAGACUGAUGUCACACACCGUUUCAUUUUCGCCGCGACAGAAGCAGGAAACACCGCAGCAGCCAACAUGCGAUGUGCGAUUACUGGAGCCAUUGUGUUACUGACCAUGGAAGGCGGCGACUACGAAACCAUCCAGGAAACAAAGAUUGCAGGCGAAAAGCCAUUUCAAUGCCAUCUAUGCAAAGGCAGAUUCAAGAAUCCCAAUGGCUUGGAAUACCACCUCAACAAGGCACGGUCGUCAUGCAACCCCAACUUCGUUGAGGAUCGGGAUCUGGACAAGAGAUCUCUCCGGCACUUGAAUUCGGGAAAGCCGCGAACCACAAAAAAGAAGAAGACAGUGCAGUGGAAGCCUGCUGAGGACGAAGAGGACGACCUUGGUAUCGAUCUCAUUGAUAACGCCGAGGAGAAAGCCAGCAGUGGCGAUGAGUCCAUUGUAGAGUGGUGGGAGAAGAACAACACGGCGGCGCUUGAUACACCACAGAACGCUCGGAACGCCCGGAGACCGGGCAAGAGAUACAUGGCUCUGAAUCGGGAGGGUGAUAUCGCAAGCGAGAUCACCAGCGAACUUCCGGAAAUCGGUCUUGUUGAAAACGGACCGCUGCCUGAUAAUUUUAUCAAGCUGGAUCUGGUCACUGCGUCCGGUGUGGCAGAAGCCAUGUCAUGCAAUGAGUUAAACGAGGCAUGGUACCAAGAGGUUGUCGUUUCUCUGGUCAAAAACCACGGAAACGUCUUCGCUGCCGAUCGGAGCGUCUGGUUCGCCAGUGUAGCUGUCUGGUUGAAGCAGCACCCGGUCACAAAUGUCCUUCCCGAGUCCAAGUUCUGCGCCAAGGCCAUCGAUGAUCUCGUUCAGGCCAAGAGCCUCAAUCGACUGAAUUUCUCCUACACCAGCCGCAGGAGCAGAGUUGCCACUCGAGGAAUAAUCACAUGUCCAAGCCUUGAUGUGGAUAAUGCGCGAGUCGAUCAUUUAAAGACCGUGAUCCAGGUCUACGACCCACAAUUCUAUGUCCCGUCACAGUUUGCGCCUUCACAGCCGAUACUCGACAAAUUGCAAAUUGUUGCUGCCCGGGCUCUCCCCCGUCUUCCUGUUGUGGAAACAAUCGUCGACGAAGAAUCGGAGCCGUCCCCUGAUCUACAGGCCGGUGUUAGUGAUGACCUCCUCGUUGACGAUGAAGAAAGCUCCGCAGAGGACGAGUUCGUGAUAGACGACAACGAGGAGGCAGAAGAGGACGAACCCGAUUUCGACGAGGACGUCGAGGAAGACCUUGACAUGGGAACUUCUAGCAAGAAGCGACGUCGUCGGUCCUCCAAGUCCCCGGGUCCAUUCACGAGGAAGCGGGAUCCCAACCACAAUGCCAAGAUCGCAGCUGGCGUGCGUCGCAGAAUGGCGGCCAUCAGAUCAGGUGCUCAGCCGAGUCCGUAUCCCUGGAACAUCAAGCGGGCUUCUCUCACGAAAGAAGAGAAGGACAGACGUGCGGCUGAAGACAAGAAGUUCUUCAAAGAGAGAGCUGCGUAUCGUGCUGUGCAACAACAGUGUUGGGGCAACACUCCUGCUUUCAUGCCAAACACCACUACUGGUGCUUGGGAUCAAGGAGGCCCUCCUUCGAAACCCGAGAAGCCUGCCGGGAUGUCGAAGAGAACUCGUCAUGCUAGACGUCCCCACCUCCCAGAGCCAGUUACAUUCAUGCAAGCAAUGGAUGGAUCUUGGUCAGUUCGGCCAUUUGGUCAUGGAGUAAAUCCAGUGUAUGGUCGCCCAGCUCGCCGAGCCGCAGGAAGCCUGGGAUACGAGGCUUACCGCAAGAAAAGAGAGGAUGGGCAUCGUCCGCUAAUCGAACCUCCUGUAUCCAACAGAGUGCAUCUCCCUCAACCUCCAUCGAAGAGAUUGAUGGACGCAAUCAAGAAGGGAGCUCCCUUGGACCCAGAGACUGGCCUACCAAAGCGGAAGCCACGAGGUGGUCAGAGACGUAAUAGCCAAAGAGCCACGUCAACUCCAUACUCCGACUACGAAUUUGAUGAUUACUGGGAUGAAGAUAGCGAGGACUUCGAAGUACCUCCUGCAAAGCGCCAGAGGACUGUCGACGCCUCGCCUGGAAAAUUGACGGAGCAGCCUCGCGCUGAGCAUUCAAGGGGUGUUGAAUUAAUAUCGCCUGGGCCCGACAAUCUGUUAGAUGUCCGAGUCCCAUCAGUGCGACUCUCAAGAGCUACCGGCAAGCCUGUGCGUAUGUACAAUCGUCACUUUCCCAAGCAAGUCUUUGUACAGGAGCUCGAUGCGAUUAAUGAUGCCUUCGAGCCGAAGGGGUCGAGAUUUGUGCAUAGAAAUGGAUCGAAGCGCCUCAAGGGCUUGAGCGAGGUGGAUAUCUUAAAUUUUUAUGAGCCAAAGAAGUUGGGUCAUAAGGAUGCCAUGAAUCCUGGUCUGAAUACGAUGCCAGCCGGCUUUGGACUCUCUGGGUCAGAACGCAACAAAGCUGGGGGAUAUCCGUCGAAGUUUGAGUUCAUGGCAUUUGUCGAACCAGAUAUCGUUGCAGAAGGCAAGGACCCGUUUGUCGGAUCGUGGACAGUGGAUCGCAUGGAUACCAGCAAUUCGAAGGAUUACACUGUCCGAUGGGACGAUACAACAAGCUUUACACUUGAGGAUCUCCCAUACGAUAAGCUAGAGGGCGAUGAUUCAGAGAGACUCGAAUGGACCUACGAAAAAGAAAAAGAAGAAGUGGAAGUAGAAGUGGCCAAAGCAAAAGUCAAGCGCAAGCGUACGGUGAAACCUUCGACUUUUCCCACUGCUUCUUCCAAACAAAAACAAGACGAGAAAUAUAAUUUCACUCGAAUUCAGACCGCCCUGCCUUCGGAUCUGUCGGAUAUCUUGGACCCUGCGAUUGCUUCACGAGUCUUUGGUGUCGAGAUCGGAACCCCCAACGAGGUGACCGUCAAGAAGUCCCGAAAUCUGGGCAGCAAUGUCUUACUCUCGGAGCUCGAGAAUCGCUUCAUUGUCACCGUGACGGUCAUCCGCACGUUGACUGGCGGUCUCGAUGCCCAAAUCGACUGGGUACUGGUCGCGGAGAUGUUUUCUCAAUACUCGCUAAAUUUCCUCGCCAAGACCUGGAAAAACCUCCUUGCCGUAAAGAAGCCGGCCAUCAAGGAGCUGGAAGAGGAGUUCCGAAAAGUCUUCCUGGAAGCUUAUCAGAGUGGCGAGAUUCCGCCUCUCAAUUUCAACAAGUUGACCGAGUAUCCAUGGAGCACACUUAUCGACUGGGUCAUGGAGAACGUGGAGAGCUCGCUCAGCAACAAGAAGAUUCCUCUCCCUGGCACGAAAGCAGAACUUGACUCCACCUACGAGGUCGUGGCUUUCAAGGAGAACGAGAAGGAAAUUCGAGCCCCCUGGAGAGAAUACUUCUACCACCCUUCCAUGGCAGUCUACAAGCGGUUCGAAGGCGCAGCUUCCGAGGCCUUAACCGUACCCGUCGGCAGCAAAUCACGCAUCAAGGACGAAAUCGACCACCCGGCCGUCAUCCGAUCCUGGAUCCGCGCCGCCGCAGCAACUCCCGACGCCCAAUUCGACGCGGCCGUUGCCAAAUCAAAGAUGGACUCGUUCCGCCCCACCGACGUUAGGGACGCCAUCAACGAAUGCGUGGACAACAAAUGUAUCACGCGCCGCAGGGUAACGAAACCUGUCAACGGCAAAACAUUUUCCAUCCCCGAUACCUGGACCACCAAGUUCCGCCGCCAUAUCAAGGAUCCACAGUUCGUCGAGGCAGUCAUGUUCAAGCGCUGGAUGGACGCGCAGUUCCGCAGCGGCGUGCAGUGUAUCAAGGGCGACUACUUUGCCAACGAAGGCGCACUCAUGGUCCUCACUUCCCUGCAAGCCCAUGGCCGCCUCUCGUUCGUCGGCGUCAACGUGCCGAAGAAUCGCUUCGGACUCGGCGACGGCGGCUACGAGACGAAGAAGAUCCCCAAGGAGGCUUUCAUCUGGGACAUUGACAUCUACCCCACGGAAUCAUACGUCUUCGACGACGAGAACCCCGUGCUGCAGCGCUUCGGGGAGGUGGGCCCUCCGCGCGGUGGCAACAGCGGGGAGAUUCCCAUCUGGUUCAGCAUCAAGGAAGAGGUGGUGCCGGAGAUGUGGAACCGCAUCUUCGCGGGGGUGGCGCAGGUCGUGGCGCUGAGAGCGGGUAUUGGGCUCGAGGGCCUGAAGAGCUCGUUCAAGGAGGCUCUGGAGGAUUGGGAAUGGAAGCUGAUUUGUCAGUGGGGGGUUGCGAUGGGGGUCUUUGUGGAGGUUGGUGGAGGAGAGGAGACGGGGGCCGUGGAGGGGUACUCGGCCGGCGAAUGGUGGUGGGCUGUUGUCGGUGCGGGGUGUGCGGAUAUGCUGCAGAGACAGGCGCCGGAACUGCCCGAGCCUGCUCCUACUCCCCAGGGGGGUCAGAAUCAGAGGGAAGACGUGGCGAUGGGGGGUGUAUGA
Molecule: messenger RNA, 8385 nt
Organism: Drepanopeziza brunnea f. sp. 'multigermtubi' MB_m1
Lineage: Eukaryota; Fungi; Ascomycota; Leotiomycetes; Helotiales; Drepanopezizaceae
Source: RefSeq, a predicted model, not a curated record